This is a messenger RNA of Mytilus trossulus (common blue mussel), 1048 nucleotides long. RefSeq names its product galactoside alpha-(1,2)-fucosyltransferase 2-like. Gene Ontology annotation, molecular function: galactoside 2-alpha-L-fucosyltransferase activity. Lineage: Eukaryota; Metazoa; Mollusca; Bivalvia; Mytilida; Mytilidae. Gene Ontology annotation, cellular component: membrane. Gene Ontology annotation, biological process: carbohydrate metabolic process. The transcript is spliced from 2 exons. The record is from RefSeq and is a predicted model, not a curated record. Bases 18 to 1013 code for a protein of 331 amino acids.
AGGCGAUAUUCAAUACCAUGAGAAUAAUACAACGGUGUUUUAGGAAAACACGCCUCAAAAUGUUCAUUUUCCUUCUUUGUGGCAUCACACUCCUGAUUUUCAUUGCUGCAAUGCUAAACAUAGUGUUAAUACCGAAGGCAGAUUUACUGGAUCGCCAACAAAAUCCUUUGAUAGUAUAUAAAAGAUCGCACGUAGUAUGUGUUGUUGCAAGGGCUAGAAUGGGAAACAACAUGUUUCAAUUUGCCGCUGCCCUAGGAAUAGCAAGAUCUAAAGGAAUGCUACCCGUCAUUACUGAACAUUUCCCUCUUAGAAAAAUAUUCAAACUAACUAUCAGUGUGGUUCCAGUUAACAGUGGUAUUUGUGACAGUAGUCGCAUCAUUACAAGAGUAGAACAAAAACCAUCUAGUUAUGACAAAGACUUAGUCAAUUUCACAAAUUCACAAGACGUGCGUUUAGUGUCAUAUUUAGGAUCAUAUUUAUAUUUUUACAAAUACAGCAGUGAACUCAGGAAGCAGUUUUUAUUCCAGGACAAAAUUCAAUCCGAAGCAAACAAAACGAUGGAAGUUAUACUCAAUAGAUUAAACAUAAUUUCUCGACAAAAAGUGACUUUAAUCGGGGUUCAUGUUCGUCGAGGAGAUUAUGUAAAAAACAAUGAAGGGUACCUACCGGCAACAAGAGAAUACCUUUAUCAAGCGGUUGAGUGGUAUGAGUUAAGAUACACAAAUGUUUACUUCAUUGUAGCAUCUGAUGGAAUUGAUUGGACUAAGCGUAAUAUGCCAACUCAUAUUGAAGUCGCAUAUUUAGAAGGACAUAGUCCGGCGGUUGACAUGGCAACUGUAUCCAUGUGCGAUCAUUUCAUAUCGACUGUAGGUACAUUUAGUUGGUGGUGUGGAUGGCUUACAGGUGGAAAUGUUUUGUAUUACAAAUGGCCAUGUAAGGAAGGAAGUCUAGUUCGUGCAAUGUACAGUUCAAAUUAUUCUGAUUUCUACUAUUCACAUUGGAUUGGAUUGUGAUUCUGUAGUUUGAAGUCAUAUCACCUUUACUUUCA